AUGCCGACAGCCGGAAAGUCAUUUACCUCCACGGUGACCUCGAUUUGCACAUUAUUGAAGCUCGGAGGCUUCCUAACAUGGAUUAAACCUCCAAGCGCCUCCGCCGCUGCUUCUUCCCCUGCAUCUUCUGCGCCGCUCCACCCUCGUCACCGCUGCCGCCAACGGCGAAGCAAGGGACUACAAGCUGCACAAGCACCGCAACAUCAUCACCACAGACUACUACGUCACCGUCGUCGUCCCCCAAGCCACCAUCGCCCGCACUCACAUCGUCAAGAACUCGCAAAACCCUAG
Linum tenue is the source of this 291-nucleotide messenger RNA. NCBI's taxonomy places the organism in Eukaryota, Viridiplantae, Streptophyta, Magnoliopsida, Malpighiales, Linaceae. The record is from the annotation of a GenBank genome assembly.